AUGAGGACCACGGCGUGGUGGAUUUGCGCGUUGACGCUCUUACUUACCGUUUUAAAUGUCCAUGGCAAGACAAGUAAGAAGCAAGAGAUGUUGCUUAAAGAGGCCCUAAAAUCUCCCUCUGGCGUGCUGCGCUUGACAGAGAGCACCUACGACACUCUGUUGGCAGCGCCUCGUGACUACAGCGUGUUCAUCGUUCUCACUGCGACCAACCCCAGAUUCCAAUGUGCUGCUUGUAAACUAAUUGAAGACCCAUUUAAGCAAGUGUCUAAUGGAUGGAAUUCGCGCAAAGACCGCGACAAGCUAGUCUUUGCUGUCGCGGAAGCGGAUGAGGCUACGAAUCUCUUCCGUCGUCUGGGAUUGACACAUGUUCCUGUCAUGAGCCUUUAUAAACCUGCACCGAAUGGAAAAGCACCUGCACCUAUCAGUUACGAUGUUUCGCUGAAUGGAUAUGGUACAGAUGACUUGACAGACUUCCUACACAAGCAUCUGGACGUGAAAAUCAAGCCUAAGAAGCCCAUCUUUACAGAAAAGACACUCAUGAUUUUGUGCGCGAUUGUUAUUGGCGGUGGUUUCAUGGCCUACAUGGCUGUAAAUGUCAAUGUGGAUCAUGGUGUUCGGGGUGUGGCUAUGGUGAUUUGCAUCGGUCUCAUCUUCACCUUCACAUCAGGUUAUAUGUGGAACGCGAUCCGCAACCCACCUUUCAUGCUCGCUAACAGGGAUGGAUCCCCACAAUUUUUUGCACCUGGCUUCCAAACGCAAAAUGGUGUCGAAUCCAGCAUCCUUAUUGCGCUUUACGCCGGCUUGGUCCUUUCCAUUCUUGCUCUCACCAACGUGGCUUCUAGCAUCACAUACCCCAUGGCACAGCGCCUAGUCAUCGUUUUAGGCCUGAUCCUCUUCUUGGGUCUGUUUAGUGCUUUGAUCAUGGUGUUUGAUGUGAAAAGCCCGGGUUACCCGUUCCGUCUAUUCCUUUAA
Molecule: messenger RNA, 972 nt
Organism: Malassezia pachydermatis
Lineage: Eukaryota; Fungi; Basidiomycota; Malasseziomycetes; Malasseziales; Malasseziaceae
Exons: 3
Coding region: 1-972 (323 amino acids)
Cellular component (GO): oligosaccharyltransferase complex
Source: RefSeq, a predicted model, not a curated record